Messenger RNA from Naumovozyma dairenensis CBS 421, 2022 nucleotides. It is a transcript of the gene BUD8, whose product is annotated as Bud8p. The coding region runs from base 1 to 2022 and encodes 673 amino acids. The transcript has a single exon. NCBI's taxonomy places the organism in Eukaryota, Fungi, Ascomycota, Saccharomycetes, Saccharomycetales, Saccharomycetaceae. The record is from RefSeq and is a predicted model, not a curated record.
AUGUCAAACUCGAAUGAUUCGUCUUCCUGUUCGUCGACAUACUCCUCACCAAUUAUUUCUCUAAACGCUCAGCAUCACAAGGAUAAGUUUAGGAGAUCACUUUUCACUGAAGAUAAUCCAAUCAAUCAGGUUCAAGAAAAUGACAACAUAAAAGAGAGAGAACAUAAUAAUAGUAAUAAUAACAUUCAGGAGGCCAAUCGAUAUACAGUUUACCUAGAUGAUACAAGGUUUGAAACGACAGAUUCAUUACAUCAUGGCUCAAUUGAUGUUGAACGUUCCUCUAGCACUACUGACUCAUUUGUAACGGUAUCUUCAUCACAAUUGGAUAGAUCAUUAAUAAAUCCAAACUCGAAUCUUCAGCCGAGAACAGCAUCUGUCGUAUCAAUCAUACGACGAAAUUCAAACUCACAAGAACGUGGUCGUAUACUAUCCAAUAUAUCCUAUUCGAAUAGUAUGUUAUCUGACACUAAUCAAGACAAAAUUCCAAACAAUCAACGAAUAGGAGGAGAUUUACAAUCUCCUUUAAGACAAGGCAGUAUUGGUACUGUUAGUACCGCAUUCUUGAUAGAUCCAGAAAAUUCGCAUAAUAUACCAUCAACAGCUGGUACGCAUCGUAGACCCUCAUCACGCAUUACACCAUCACGACUUAGUUCCGCUUCAUUUCAUUCGCAACCAGAACAAAAUCUAGCUCCAAGUCCAACCAAUGUUUCAAGCUUUAAUAAAAAUUCUGAUAAUGACCAUUCAUACUCCACUAAUUACCAAUUUGAUGAUACCGUUGAACCACAUAUCGAAGAGGCUGUUCAACUUCUUAGAAGUGAAAUGAAAGCGAAAUAUACCAAUAUAUACUCACCGGGUUAUAAUCAGGACGCCAAGUAUGAUCACGAUCCCAAUCUUUACAACAAUAAUAACAAUAACAACAACAAUGAUAAUGAUAAUAUUCCUACAACCAUAAUACCAAAUUCUAAACAAACAAAUGCAUCGAUCCCAUUCAACGACAACAUAUUAGAAGAUGAUCAAGAAGAUGAAUUCGUUCCUCAUCAAUAUAAAAUACCUACGAAGGUUUCAUUACGAUCACUUAAUGAGAAAACUGCUGAUAACCACUCUUUCCAAAGAUCAUUUAGUGGUAACUCCAGGAAAACCCAAGGAUUCAAUUCGUCGCUAUUAAGUAACUAUAUUACAUCGCCUUCAAAGGAAUCGACGUUUCAGAAAAUGCGCGAUACUUCAAGAACGGCUCAUUCAUCACCAUUACACGAACAAAAUAUCCCUAUUGAAGGCCCAUCUCAUGAAUUAGAAGCCGAGGAACCUAGAGUAGCAAAAAUUCCUGUGCUAAGAGAUAUCUCAGGUUCUAAAAGAUGGAAAUUAACUCCAUCUAUGCAUUUAAAGGAAAACGUUCAAUUCCAACCAUUAAGUGACCAUCCAGAAGAAGAUAUAAUUCAAGAUUUCCAAGCUGAAAGUGAAUUACCAGCUAGAAGAAAUAACGAAGUACAACUACCCCCUACCCUAAUAUCUGAUCAAAUCCUUGUUCCACCACAAAUUAACGAUGAAAUAUACCAUCUAACUCCUACGAUAUCCCAGAUUUCUAAUGCGAUUAACACGAUCCAUCGAUAUAGAAAAGAAAUACAGGUUCAAUCUCUCAUGUAUGACAUGUUUCCGACUGACUUAGAAACUAAUAGUAUUGAAAUUAUGCAGCACAUUGAUAAUUCAUCAAUUCAAUCUUUUGAUUCUCAAAAUUUGAAAAUAUUGGAGAUAUAUUCCAUAUAUAGGAUCAUCUUAACCAUACUUUGUUGUAUCGUAAUACCACCGUUUUUCUUUAUGAUCGGAAUCCCCAAUAGAUUCAUUUCAGAAUAUAGAUUAUUAAGGAUGUUAAUGAAUAGCGACCAUAGACUUGGUUUGUAUCGAGGGUUCAUAUGGGAUGUUGAUGUUGGAUGGUUUCGACACUUAUGUUUGGCACUGGGGACUAUCGAACUUAUAUGCAUAUGCGCUUCUAUAGCUGUCGGAUUCGGUGUAGGAAUGACGCGGUGA